UCUUAUUGGUUCCUCUCUGUUAAGCUUGUUCCCUUGUCCUCUGAUUCUUCUGAAUGCAGGAAUGUCUUUGAUUCAAGAAAGGUUAAGACAUGUCUUAUAUUCCUCCACAUAAGAGACAUUUGAAUCCGGCUAGACCAGCCCCUGUUCCAGAUUCUCUUAUUCCCACAUUCAAGAAAAACCUCGAAUUCAAGAGUAAAAAUGAUAAACGCAACAAUAUUAUCUAUUCAGGAGAUACCAUUUCCAAAUGGUUUCUUGUUGGUUCAAAUGGAAUCGAGGAUGAGGUUCCUUCGUAUGUUGAGUUUGUGCCUGUGUCUUUGGAUUCUGUCGAAAACCCUUUGAUAUUGAUGAACAAUAAUGUCCAAAAGGUGAACAUGGAUAUGGGAGAGAAAGAAGAAGAGAGAACUCAGUGGCAGUUAGUAGCAGAAAAGGUCGAGAAGGAUCUUGUGUUGGGAUAUGAGCGAGCUAAGACAGAAAUGGAGGAGCAUCAUCAUGUAUUGAGAUUGGUUGCUAGGUUUGGUAAAAUUAUCUUCUAUGGGCGUCAAGCUCGCACCGAGGCUGAAUGUUCGCGGAAUAACUCGAAGAAGAUGUUCUCUACGGAUGUUCCAACUUCUUACUUACAACACAUCACAUUUAAGGUUGUACCAAGCCAUGGAUUCUCUAUUGACUUGGAAAAGGAAACAUACACUGUGAAGGUAUCACAUUCUUCUCGUCCCAAUGCAACCAUCAACUGUAAAUGUACCAUGAAGGAAGAUGGACGGCUCAGUUUGUACAAGGCAAUUGUUGAUGUGUCAUGCAUUGAUAAGAAUCUCGACAUGAGACUGAUGCUAGCCGCUAAGAGGAAAAUAACGUAUCUCAGCGAGAAAGAGAUAGGUGACAUUAAAGAGCGAUUGGAAUCAGCGACUGUUGAUCCAAAUGUAAAAGGUGGUUUAAGGUGGCCGUUUGGUAAAGCUUUAUCUGAAGAUGGAUACAGAGAAUUUGAAGUUUGUCACGUUAGAGCUACUAUCUACAAAAACAAAACUCUAAGGCUUAGGGUUAGAGAGACUGAUAGAUUCAAUGAGAGGAUUGGAACAGGGGAAAUCAAGAGGGAGGUGAGUCUGACGCUUAAAGACAUCGACACUAAGUUACAGGAACAGAACAUGGAGAGGGCUUGUGUUGUGGAAAUGCUUCGAGAUGCUCUUGGAACCAUAUGGGACUUCUUGCAUUGCGAUGCAUAUCUUACGUAAUCCGUAAUAAUAUGAUCUUGCUGUUGUUAUGAGGUUUUCUUUCUUACCUUGUGCUGUGUUUUGGCAGAAUAAUGUUUUGUGACAAAAAAAACAAAAAAACAGAAUUGUAUGUUUGUUCCAGAGAAUCUGUUGUUACAAAAUCUGAAAUAAAUACAUUUGUAAGUU
Messenger RNA from Arabidopsis arenosa, 1388 nucleotides. The record is from the annotation of a GenBank genome assembly. Lineage: Eukaryota; Viridiplantae; Streptophyta; Magnoliopsida; Brassicales; Brassicaceae.